GUCUGAUCAACCUAAGUCACACAGUUCCUCUGCAACCCUCUGCAUGCUUGUCUACAAGGGCAUCCCCCACAUUCAAGUUCAUACUGCUCAGAAACAGUGAUCUUGGAGUGUUCCUUUUAUCUUGAUCUCCCUCUUACAAAAGAAAUCCAGAUGACACAGAAUCCACUGAAGACAAUACCUGGAAAAUGGCAGUCUUGGAAAUAACUUUGGUUGUCAUCCUGACUCUACUGGGACUUGCCAUUCUGGCUAUUUUAUUAACAAGAUGGACACGGCACAAGCAAAAUGAAAUUGAUGUAUCAAGAUACAGUUCAGAACAAAGUGCUGGUCUUCUGGACUAUGAGGAUGGUAGAGAUGUUCCCUCUCAGAGAUCUAAAAGAGGAAGAGGAUUCUGGCAUUUGUAUUCAACAGAAAGCAACACUUCAUAUGAUGAACAAGAGGGAUCCAAAGGAGAUUACACACCAUCAGUCAACUCCCUAGCACUGUCUCGAUCAAGUAUUGGAGAACAAAAGGGUGAUGCAAAAGCCCUCAAAGCAACUCCAGAACGUUUAUCUGGCACUGCAGGACCCAUAACUGGAACCAUUGGACCCAUAAUGCAAUUCACAGCACCAAUUCGAGCUACGGGACCUAUCACAAGACAAGAAGAACCAACACAUGUAGCAGUAUCUAUCAUUACUCCAGUACCUCUUGGUUACAUGGAUGCAGAACUUGCAAAAAAAUCAGAUUUCAAGGCCAAGUUUCUAAAAAAUGGAGCCACUAUAAAGUCUGAGAGCAGCCAAGAAGAAAACAAGAAAACAUUAAAGAAAGAAAUCACAGAUUCUGAUGAAUCCUUGACAUCAAGGCACAAACCAGAGUCAAAAAGCAAAGCAAAAGGCACUGAGUUGGAGAAAAGCAAGAUAGGAAUGGAGGUCAGGGAAACGGAGAGUGACACCAGGAUACUAAAAGAGGAAGACCAAGUAAAGGUGAGUGACAUGGGAAUACCACAAGAACAGGAGGCCCAAGUAGAGAUGAAUGAUACUGGAAUACCACAAGAACAGGAAGACCAAGUAAAGAAGAGUGAGUCUGGAAUACCACAGGGACAGGGAUCCCAAGUAAAGAAGAGUGAGUCUGGAAUAAGACAAGGACAGGGAUCUCAAGUAAAGAAGAGUGAGUCUGCAAUAAGACAAGGAUAGGGAUCUCGAGUAAAGAGUGACACCAGAAUACCAGAAGGCCAGGAGUCCCAGGUAGAGAAUAGUGAAGCUGGAAUACCCCAAGGACAGAAGUCCCCAGUAGACAAUAGUGAGUCUGAAUUACCACAAGUUCAAGGGACUCGAGUAAAGAGAGAGAAUUCUGAGGAUCAAGGAAAGCAGGGAGAUGCAAGGAAGAAGACAGAUACAGAAGAAAAUGAUGCUAUGAAGAAAAGUGAUGAAGGAAAGCGCGAAGUUAAAGGAAAGAAAAAAUCAGAACUUAAGAGUAAAAAAAAAGUUCAGUAAGGAGCAAAGACAAGUAAGGGAAGAAAGUACAACAAAAAGAUGGAAAGAGUAAGGGCAAAUAAAAUGAAAGUUCAUAAGUCAACUGAUUAUUAUGAUUCCCAUCCUCCAGAUACAAGUCACAACCCAGUUAUUGCUUAAAUGGAUCAUAAUUAUAGAAUCCCUUUAAUUUAUACAUCUACAGAAUGUCUACUAUAAACGUUUCACCAUUUUUAGUCCUCUUGGCCACAAAUCUCAGCUUCCAAUUCUUUGUUUUCUAAGUUGAUACUUUUAUGCCUUAGUGAAGAAACUGGAUACUUUCUGAAA
Molecule: messenger RNA, 1772 nt
Organism: Zalophus californianus (California sea lion)
Lineage: Eukaryota; Metazoa; Chordata; Mammalia; Carnivora; Otariidae
Gene: TSBP1
Product: testis expressed basic protein 1
Source: RefSeq, a predicted model, not a curated record